This is a messenger RNA of Blepharisma stoltei, 2709 nucleotides long. Lineage: Eukaryota; Ciliophora; Heterotrichea; Heterotrichida; Blepharismidae. The record is from the annotation of a GenBank genome assembly.
AUGAACAAAAUUGUGCCUGAUGAUGGAAGUUACAGAGAAUUUCAGCAGGGGAUCAGGAAAAAGGUUGAGGACAUAAUAGACGGCAAAGUUGUCACAAUUUGCAUGGCUUGUGUUACUAUAUGAGUCCUGUUUGGUGACGAUAUUCGUACACUGAGUGCAGAAAAUAAGGACAAUGACUAUAUUUUUUUUAUUACCUACGAAAUUUGUUUAUCCUUAUUUCUUAUUGAAAUCUUUAUGAACAGCAUUUUCAUCCCAGGCUAUAAGUUUUCAUUUUUCUUCUGACUGGAUGUUGUCGCGACUAUUUCAUUGUUGCCAGACAUUCCAGGAAUUAGAGACCCAUUUUUAGCAUUAUUCAACUAUAAACUUUAUGAUUCUGAUGCGCAUUUUGAUACAAGCCCUGUAAGAAACACAACAAAGCUUGAUUAUACGAGCCGUGGAAUUCAGACAAUUAGGUAUAUAAGGUUGGUGAGAAUUGUAAAACUUUAUAAAUAUUUUACUAAAUCAACAGAAAAUGAGGAAGAAGAAAAUGAGUCACAAAUAGACAAAAUGGACCCAGAAUACCUUGGAAAGAACUUAUCUGAUGUCACUACAAGGAGAGUUAUUAUAGGAGUUUUAUUAAUGCUUUUAUUAUUGCCUUUAUUGCAGCCUGGAACUGUUGAUAACGCUCCAUAUUUUGGUUUACAAACACUGUUUUGGACAGGAAGAAGCGGAUGCAAUGAUCCAACAGGUUUUGGCUGCGGUAUAACUACCUCAAAUUAUGUCUCCAAUGAAGGCUGAUACUAUAUGAUAGACUGAUAUGCAAAUGCCAGCUAUCCUUUAUUGUGACUAUAUAUCCCUGAUAUGCUGAAUGGUGGAGUAAUAGGAAAUGUAAGCAGAGGACUCACCUGGACCGAAGUAUCAGAUUGUGCAGGGAAAAAAGUCCCUUCUGCUUGCGAUAAAAGGGAUGAAGAAAUGGAAUUAGUUACCUAUACUCCUAUAGAAUGCUAUAAUAAAUCAGUCAAAGGCUGCGAAGAAAUUGAAGCUUUUGCAAGAUUUGAUGUUGGGGAGCACUCGAGAUCCCAAUCACGAGGAAAUAUAGUUAUCACUGUUUUUGUGGGGAUAAUUUUGGCAACAGCAAGUGUAGCAUUCGCGUAUGAUACUCAAAAAAUCGUAAUUAAGCCAGUUACAAGGAUGCAUAGUGUUAUUAAAAGUCUUGCAGAAGAUCCUUUAAAAAUGGCAGAAGAAGUCACCCAAAUAGACAUAAAAGAAUCCAUUCUGGAAGAAACUAUUAAUAAAAUUGGAACCCUGCUUCAGAUGAGUUUCGGAUUAAAAGGGUCAGAAAUCAUGAGCUCACUGUUUUCUGAGCCUGAAAUGAAUUUAAUAAAGCUUGGAAGCAAAGAAAGGUCAGUAAUUGCACUAUGUACGGUCCAAGAUUUCCCAUCAAUCAUUGACUGUCUACAAGAAGAAGUCUUGGUUUUUAUCAAUAAAAUUGCAAGAAUUGUCCAUACCUGCACAACAAGAUGGAGUGGGACCGCCUGCAAUAAUGACUUAGGCAUAUUUACUAUAACCUGGCCAGAAACCAAAGCAUCAGACGCACUUGUUUCUUUGAUUAAAAUAUCUGCUGAACUCCAUAGGGCAACCGAUAUUAUGGCAUAUAAAUCUAACCCAAAAAUUGUCACGAAAUUUGGAGAUAAUUAUUUGGUAGAUAUUGCUAUGGCUGCACAUAUUGGCUGGAUUAUUCAAGGACCUCUAGGGUCAAAUAUUAAGGUAGCUCCUGGCUACAUAAGUCCUUCUAUAGACUUGUGCAAAAAAUUGAUUAUGGCAGUAGAAGAAUUCAAAGUUCCAUUACUUUUAACUGGGGAGUUUUAUUCGAGUUUAGAAGAAAAAGGGCAAAAUGCGUGCAGAAGAAUCGGAAAUGUGAUGAUUCAGGAGCUAGAAGCAUUUAUGGGCUUAUAUACUUUUGAUUUAACUGAUGAAGUCCCACUCCCAGACCAUCGUAGAGUUGCAGAAGGGCAGUUUGAUAUCGACAAAAGAAAGCCAGGCGACCCAAUUAUCCUUACUCCCCCCCCCUCCGUGAGUGAACAAAACCAUUAGAAAAUCCCCUAUUUUUUGCCCAAAAACCCACCCUCCGUGAGUGAACAAAAAUUUUUUUAAUAGAAAAAUUUUUUAUAUGGAAAAAAAAUUUAAUAUAUAAAUGAUAAUUAGUAUAAUGAAAUCUAGAGCUAAUUCUGUUUAAUUUUUUAACGAAUUGCUUUUUAAAAUAUAAAUUUUAUAAAUUAAAAUUAAUAUUUGCUUUUCCAAUUUUUUGCGAAUUAGGAUUUUUUUUUUAUUUUCAAAAAAAUAUUUUUUAUAAAAUUUAUAUAUAUAAAUUUUUUUAAAAAAAAAAAAUUAACCCCCCUCCGUGAUUGAACAAAAUUUUUUUGUUCACUCACGGAGGGGGGAGGAGUUAAUGAAAUUGAUAUUGAAGACUUGGAGUUUACGCCUGAACAUCUGUUUCUCUUUGAUAACGACAUAGUCAUGAUGCAGAGAAGUGUUCCUACGCAAUUCCAAGGAGUUUUUGCGAAGGGUCUUGAAGCUUUUGAAGCUGGAAACUGGGCAGAUGCUAAACAAAUACUAGAUGAAGCCUUGAAAAUAAAAGUAGCUGAUGGGCCAUGCAUUUCGAUGCAGGAAUUCAUGGAGGCUUGCGGAAUGAAACCUCCUGAAGGCUGGAGUGGAAGUCGGAAUUUAUAA